This is a messenger RNA of Diuraphis noxia (Russian wheat aphid), 3125 nucleotides long. RefSeq lists its product as uncharacterized. Gene Ontology annotation, biological process: embryo development; regulation of transcription by RNA polymerase II; embryonic hindgut morphogenesis. Gene Ontology annotation, cellular component: nucleus. The record is from RefSeq and is a predicted model, not a curated record. Gene Ontology annotation, molecular function: DNA-binding transcription factor activity, RNA polymerase II-specific; RNA polymerase II transcription regulatory region sequence-specific DNA binding. Lineage: Eukaryota; Metazoa; Arthropoda; Insecta; Hemiptera; Aphididae.
CACCGUACAGGUCGUCACCCGCGCACCUUGGCAUCUGACGGCCACCGCCGUUGACGACGACACGACGGAACCAGUACCCAAUACCAGCAGAGGCUGAGCGAUCGGGUACCUGUUUCGUUAGUCUCUCGUCAGUAUCAGURUUUAUCCGUAACGACUAAAUARCAAGUACGUCUCGCCGUGUAUGUACGCGCCCUGCGUGAGUGCGUCGUUAUACAGUGCGUCCGCGUCCGUCCGCCCGUUCGUUCGUUCGCCGCAUUUUUUCGGCGCGGAUCGAUGCGUUUUUUUAUUCGACGGCGCGAAUUACGAUUUUUAUUAUUUAUUAAUCGUUUCACUCGAUCCGGACGGUAGUCGUCGUUACGACGUGACGUAUGCGUGCGCCAGUAGUGUUCCGUUUUCYAUUUCCCGAUAACAGCGGCUCCGCCGCCGCGUGUGGACACAUCGGGUUUUCCGACGUCCGUCCUACUAUCACAGAACAAUGCGACUUACGUGAGGCGUGUGUUUCAGGCGAUUAGCAUAAUGUCGAGMGGAAGCAGUGGCGCAAAGUCGGCUUCUGUCGGCGGCGAGGGCGUAAAGCCGGGCGUGGGAUCGGCGUUCGUGCCGGUCAUGCCGUCCAGCGGAUCGUUCUACGGACACCCGUCGAUCGCGUCGCUGCAACAGCCGUCGCCGUCGUCGGCCGACUUUUUCGCCGCGUCCAUGAUGGCUGACAAGCACAAGGCCCUCCACCAGCACCACCACCUGUCAUCGCUCCAGCAGCAGCAGCAACAGCCGUCGCCGGGAAUGUACGUGCCCAAACACAAAUCACAGCAGCAACAGUCGCCGUCGGCCGCGGCUGCGGCAGCGGCAGCCGUUUCGCUGCUCCACCAGCAACAGCAGAACGAACUGAUGGCCAUGGCACUGGACAAGAACAAGGUGUUACAGGCGGUCAUGCACCAGCGGGGCUAUGCUCACCCAUUCCUGCUCAACCCCGGCGGCCAGUACGGCACCCAGCCUCAUUCGUCGCUAUUCGGUGGUCCAGCCGCGGGCACCGGCCCUGGUUCGUUUGGCUCGGUAGCCGCGAGACCGCGUGCCUCGGCCGUGGGCGCGGGCGCGGCUGGCAUCGGCCGGGCAUCCCGACCGAAAAAACAGUUCAUAUGCCGGUUCUGCAAUCGACAGUUCACCAAGAGCUACAACCUAUUGAUACACGAGCGGACGCACACGGACGAGAGACCGUACUCGUGUGACAUUUGCAAAAAAGCGUUCAGGAGACAGGACCAUUUGCGCGAUCACAAGUACAUUCAUUCCAAGGAGAAACCGUUCAAGUGCACGGAAUGUGGCAAGGGGUUCUGCCAGUCGCGCACCCUGGCCGUGCACAAGAUACUACACCUGGAAGAGUCACCGCACAAGUGUCCGGUGUGCAAGCGCAGCUUCAACCAGCGCAGCAAUCUCAAAACGCAUCUUCUCACGCACACCGACCACAAGCCUUACGAGUGCUACUCGUGCAACAAGGUGUUUCGGCGGAACUGCGACCUGCGCCGGCACACGCUCACGCACGCUGUCGGCGACGCGCCGUCCACAGGUACGUUGGGUGGCGGAGGUGCGGCGUCCACGUCGCCCGCGGGUGCGGUUGCACCACGAUUGGCUGCAGACGACGAAGACUAUUGCGACGAUGACGACGACGAGGAUGAGGACGAAUUGUGUUCGAUGUUGCAAACGCCGUCCGGUCGGAGCCGCCGCCGUGGUCGUGACGGUGAAGACGACGAAGACUGCGGCGAGGAUGUGGACGACGACGAAGACGUGGACGUAGACGAAGAGGACGCGGUUGCGGCCGCAGCCGGAGCCCCGUCAGAACCGUCGGCGCCAGUCGCUGCCGUCGCCUCCACAUCCGCCUGUUCGUCAAGUGGUGCCGAAGCAGCUACAGCCGCAAAACAGGAAUCGGCGUCGUCCGUGGACACGGGUUCUGCGACCGCGGCCGUGGCUGCCGCUGAUGAGGAAGAAGAGGAGGAGGAGGACAACGGACAGAUUUCGCUGUUCCGGCGGGCAGCCGUACCCAGGGCAGUUGUACACGAAACAAAGUGUCACGACGAAUCGUCUGCGUAUACUAUGCGUCCGUCGUCCAGCUAUCAUCACCACCACAAUCGUUACCAACAACAACAACAACAACAACAGCAGCCGCACAACCUUCACCAACCGCAACAACUCCAUCUAUUCCUACAACCGCCGCUCCUUCACCAUCAACAAGUCCAGCAGCAGCAACAGCAGCAUCACCACCACCACGCCAUGUUGAACGUCAGGAGAGACUUGCACGACCGAUCGACGAGAAUGGUGAUGCCGGUACCGUCACCACAAGCGUUGCCUUCGCCGCAGCCGCCCGCGUACCAAUCGCUUUUCCAAUCGUCGUCCGCCGCGCCUGCCGUCUCCGUGCCGCCGCCGACGCCGCAACAGCCGCCUGCUAAUCAGAACAACGGACAGCCUGCCCCGCCCAAGCGCAAAGGGUUCAGCAUCGACGAACUGAUGAGUUAACGCGUGGCACGCGAUCUUCGGCCCAAUACGGCCGCGCACGAUCGAAUAGGACGAAAUUCAAUGUACAUAAUGUAGAUUACGUUUUAGUUAUAUGUUAUAAAGAUUUCGAUUUUACAUAUUGUUUACGUCACGUGAAUCAUUCGCAGUACCAGUGAAAGCAUUUAAAACAAAUGUCGGACGCUCGAGACCUGAUCUCGGAGAUUCGUGACAGUUUUUUUUUUUACAAGAUUUAAUAUUUAAAUCUUAAAACGAGAUAUUGCCGUCCAGGUUUUAUUUAUUAUUUUUAUUAUUAAAAUAUAUUAGUUACGCAAAUCUAAAUUAUGGGUACAUAUAGAGUGUAUGAUAUGUAUUCUUUUACCAUAUAUAUUGUAUAGUAUUAUAUGUUAUGUGCGAAAUAAGUUUUAUUUUUAGUUAAGUACGCGAAGAAUGAAAAUAAUUUUAAAUAAAAUUGUUAACAAAUUGUAGAUAGCAUAUUUAAUAUUAUAAUUUUGUUUUAGUGAUCUCAAUACUUUAUUAUCCGACAACCCAUUUCUACAUUAGUUUUAAGUUCAAACGUGCAAAUGUUCUAUCGUUUUAGUAUUUAAAUUAUUGUUUAGUGUGUACCUAUACAAUUAUUAUGUAAUAUU